GAAAAUGGAUGGAUGAAAAAUUGUGUAGUGGGGGGCAGGGGCACUCAAAAUAAAGUUCUCCUUUGGUCCCCAAUUUAGCCUGCAGGCGGCUUUGAUCUUAUAUCACACUCGUAUCAAUCCGAUACUGACAACAGCGAUCAUAUAGGGCAGGCCCGUCACAUUUAUCCACCCGCUUCUCUACAACAAAGCAACAAAACGAACAAAGACAGGACUUAAACAACGGCAAAAUGUUGUCUUUAUUGUGGCAAUCUCCUUAUUGCUGUCUGUAGAUAUCCACCAGUGUCCCGGUCCAAACAACAUACCGGCAACAGGGGAAAUCAACGUAAACACAGCUAACAGCUACCAACAGGAACACCACCGCUAACCUACAGAUGUCCUGGAUGGUGCCAUGUGAAUGACUGAAGACCAUGAAGCCCACUCGCAAGCUGCUGUUCGUCCUGUGCCCCAUGCUGGUCCUAGGCUUCAUUUACUAUUCCUCUGGGAAGCUACACCUACACGUAUGGGGCCAGAAGUUACAGCUUGAUGCUGAUGUGGCAACAGUAGUCCCGACUAAAGGGACUGAAGUGAAAAGAAUUGCAGAGCUGGAAUCAGAUACCUCCGUGGGACUAAUUGUAGGCUCAGUGUAUGAUAAUCAGGGCUUUUUGCUGCAGCUAGACACAAAGUUGCCACCAGAGUUGGCAUACAAGUACGGCAAUCUCAGUGAAGGAAUAUGCAAGCCAGGAUAUGCAGCAGCAAAGAUGACCACCAUCUAUCCAAAGUUCAUGAAGGCAGCACCCAUGUUUCUUGACCCCAACUUCAAGCGACUCGCAAAAGUCAGCAGUUAUUUGCCUCCGUUUGGAUUCAAAACCCAAGAGAGAAUCAUUGACAGCAUUUUGACCACCACCAAAAACUUUGGACUUGGAGACGAGCUGGACAGUCUCAGCUGUAAAAGAUGUAUCAUUGUGGGAAAUGGAGGCAUCCUAUCCGACAAGUCGCUGGGUUCCGUUAUAGACGACUAUGAUGUUGUGGUCAGAUUGAAUGAAGCCCCGGUGGCCGGUUACAGCAAAGACGUCGGGACCAAAACUACACUAAGAAUUACCUAUCCAGAGGGAGCUAUUCAAAAGCCUGAACAUUAUGAGAAGGAUUCCCUUUUUGUGUUUUCUGCUUUCAAACCACCGGACUUCAAGUGGCUUCGGCAGAUGGUCUUUAAGGAGAGACUGCGAGGAACAGAGGGUUUUUGGAAGUCCGUGGCCCAGCAUGUGCCUCGUGAGCCCAGCGAGAUCAGAAUCCUCAACCCCUACUUCAUCCAGGAGGCCGCUUUCCAGUUCAUAGGCCUGCCUUUUAACAACGGCAUCAUGGGAAAAGGGAACAUUCCAACCUUAGGCACGGUUGCCAUAACGAUGGCGCUGCACAACUGUGAUGAGGUGGCGGUGGCCGGUUUCGGCUACGACAUGAGCAUGCCCCACGCCCCGCUGCACUAUUACGAGACUGUCAAGAUGUCCGCUAUUAAGGAGUCGUGGACCCACAACAUAUCCAAGGAGAAGGAGUUCCUGCGCAAGUUAGUGAAGGCCAACGUCAUCACAGACCUCACCAAUGGUAUCUGAGUAGACUUCUCUCUUUACCGCGGCCCUUCCCGAUGGACUACCGCACAGGAAGCCGGGAAAAGGCAAGAAAGAAAGCCCAGUGGCCUUCGCACUGUGGGCUUUUCAUAUCAGAGGACAGGACUUCAAACACAAGAAGUCAGUUUUGUGGUGACUUGCACACGUGCCUUCUGAUCCAAAGACGCCGACCGAUGCACGCAGUUGGCCGCACGGGGUGGGGUGACUGGAUCCGCCCACUUCCUGUCUGAUCUCCUGCAUUUGAGCGGUUACCACUUUAGUUUUGACUUUGGGAAGAGCAGAAGCGAAGCUGACAGGGUGCAGGGACGGGCCGAGUAUUAGCAGUGCCAAACGUACCUCCGGCGAGAGAGAAGUGGCGCUCCUCUCCUUUUCUUGACUGCCUGAAUGUAUUCACUUCCCUCAGUGUCAAUGGCAGAUUUAGAUUUUGACCUUUUAACCAGCGCCCUUCCCGCCUGUCUUCGGUUCUUUCGGUUCCGUCCAUUUGGUCACGAGCAGAGGUCGGCGAUGGACCUGCUGCCUGCUUCUUCAACAUGUACACGUAUUUGGCAGACCGACAAAAGGAUGAUUUAUUUAUGUGUAGGCAAUAAUGCAGAUCAAUCCGUGUUUUAAUACUUUUAUUUAUCUGAUUCUACAAUCAGACUGAAAACCAGAAGAGGCGAUUGUUUUGCAGAAAUGUUCUUGAGGGAUUUAUUCCAGCUCGUCAUCCCUGUCAGGUGAACCCUGAUAGCUUUCAUUCGGACACUGGAUCUCGUGUGUGUGUGUGUGUGUGUGUGUGUGUGUGUGUGUGUGUGUGUGUGUGUGUGUGUGUGUGUGUGUGUGUGUGUGUGUGUGUGUGUGUGUGUGUGUGUGUGUGUGUGUGCGUGCGCACGUUUGUGUGCGCGCACACAUGUGGGGGUGUGUGUGUGCGCGCGUCGGUGCUGUCCGCAUCGCCACUGGACUGAAUGUCAAAACCUUUAUCAACCUCCCACUGCUGCAGAUCUUCUUGUGCACCAGAAAUGGAUAAUUUGUUGAUUGUCUACUCAAUAUACAUACAUAU
Molecule: messenger RNA, 2634 nt
Organism: Entelurus aequoreus (snake pipefish)
Lineage: Eukaryota; Metazoa; Chordata; Actinopteri; Syngnathiformes; Syngnathidae
Gene: st3gal3b
Product: ST3 beta-galactoside alpha-2,3-sialyltransferase 3b
Exons: 13
Coding region: 408-1583 (391 amino acids)
Molecular function (GO): sialyltransferase activity
Source: RefSeq, a predicted model, not a curated record